This is a messenger RNA of Styela clava, 1624 nucleotides long. RefSeq lists its product as uncharacterized. Lineage: Eukaryota; Metazoa; Chordata; Ascidiacea; Stolidobranchia; Styelidae. Gene Ontology annotation, molecular function: DNA-binding transcription factor activity, RNA polymerase II-specific; protein binding; RNA polymerase II cis-regulatory region sequence-specific DNA binding. Gene Ontology annotation, biological process: regulation of transcription by RNA polymerase II. The record is from RefSeq and is a predicted model, not a curated record.
UGAAUGUCAGCUUUUAACUGGUAGGCCUAUUGCUUCAUGUUCAGCAGUAGUGUUAGUUGAAAUAUAGUGAUAUGGAGAAGAACGAUAAGCCUUCAACUGAACAACAGCAAUUGGCUUGGAGCCAAGAAAUUCCAAAUUAUGGAGACAAACUGCUUAAGCGUUUGGAAGAAUUUCGAAAGACUACAAUUUUGUACGAUGUUCGCGUUCGCGCUGAAGGCGGAGAAUUCAAUGCUCACAAAAUAAUUCUAGCUGCUUGUGGCGGAAUGUUCAGAACAUGUUUCAUCGACGAAAGUAAAAAGAUGAUAUCCAGUUCAAUAACGGAAUUGAAACUCAAUUGCCCAGCACAAGGCUUGAAACCGAUAAUAAAGUUCGCCUACACUGGAGCAUUAAUUGUCACAAAACGAAACGCUGUGGCAACAAUGAUAGCUGCUGAAGUAACAAAGAUGAGAGAGGUUCAGGAAAUUUGUGCCGACAUUGCAUUAAAAGAAUAUGGAUGGAUUAUAUCUUUCACUGACGAAAAGAAUUCAGCCGUUGUUGAAAAAUUACAGAACGUGUUGUCUGCACACGCAUCCUGUUUCAAGAGUUUGGAAGAAAUUGCUGUCGCACAAUGGGAUGAUAACAAAAAUCUACCAUUUUUAGAAGAUAUAAGAAGUAGUUUUCCCGAUUCUGUUGAGACUUAUCAGAAACUUGCGGUAUGUUUAUCUGGAGCCCGCACACUGAUUAAUAACAACACUAAAUCCAACGAGGCACCAGACGCGGAGUCCGAAAAUUCUGGUAAAAAUGUCAGUGAACCGGUUUUGGAGGCAAAGAGUCCUUUAAAAAGAGUAGAAAUUGAAGAACCCGUAACUAAUGGAGCACCCGAUAAUGUCGACUCAGGAAAACCACAAGUAACGCUGAACAAUGAAAAAGAAAAAUCGACUCAACAAAUUUCUCCAAAACCGGCUGAUAGUGUCAAAAAUGUGCCUGCCUCGCCGCCUUUGAGAAAGCCUCGAUCAUCCGUCAAGACAAAAGCCGCACCGCCGCCACCUUCACCAAGACAGCGGGAAGUGGCACCAAAGUCUCCUACGGCUCUGCCGCCUCCUCGUCCACAAAAGCUACCGACAAAAGUUCCGCCUCCAAGACCAAAACCACCAGCGGUGAAAAAAAUUUCAGCAGAGGACGGAAAUUCCUCCAACAAUGAUGCGGAAGUCGAUUACGACGACAGCUUGAACCCGUUUGCAUAAUACGGCUUUGUCAAUGGUUGUCAUUCACGGUAUCCACAUCGCGGUAAACACUGUGGACGGAUACUUUUUGAGCACUGAAGAAAUCUCCACAAAGCUCGGAUUUAUCAGUUGUACAAUACUUCUAUGUGCCUCGCAGGUUCGAGGUUCACACAGAAUUGGCACCACUACGUAAAAAGCGCAAGAUCCUUACAGCCCUAUUUUUUUAACAAUAUAUUAGUCAAGUUACAACACGUGAGCAUACAUCGGACAGUUCAGAUAAUAUAAACGCAAAUAUAGCAAAACUACUAACAUUUCUUUCUUGCAAUGUCAACACCUUACGUCUUAUUUAAUUUCAAAUAUUAGUCACGCAUGUAGUCUACUUUGUAUAUUAUAUUUAUAUAAUUAAUAUAAUGUUUAUUCGA